This is a messenger RNA of Branchiostoma floridae (Florida lancelet), 5510 nucleotides long. Its product is annotated as dystrophin-like. Gene Ontology annotation, biological process: synaptic signaling. The record is from RefSeq and is a predicted model, not a curated record. NCBI's taxonomy places the organism in Eukaryota, Metazoa, Chordata, Leptocardii, Amphioxiformes, Branchiostomatidae. Gene Ontology annotation, molecular function: protein binding. The coding region runs from base 375 to 5495 and encodes 1706 amino acids. Gene Ontology annotation, cellular component: plasma membrane. The transcript has 36 exons.
UGGGGGUGUAUUCAUUUCACCAACAAUCAUUAGCGCCGUAAAUGCAACAUAAGCAACCGGUCCGUCCAGCUAGCGGUCCCAGCAAACUAACGGGCUCCCUAUGCCGUAUCGACCCAGCUCUUCCGCUUGAGAACACUUCGUGGAAGCUACUGGGGAGUUUUUGGUCGCGCUGUGGAAGCAACAGGUUCGUACCAGUGGAUUUAAACCGCGGGAACAAGCUUGAAGAAGACGGCUGGAAGCUGGAAGAAGGGCGCGCCGUUUGCUUAGCGGAAUUUUCUUGUUUGCAUUUUGCGAUGGUGGUUCUCUAACGCUAGGAUCCCCUUGUGAUACACACUUAAUUCUACGGAGGAAAAGUUCGCGAACAACCCCACAUCAUGGCUGAGUUUUCCUUCCAUCUAAACGACGAGGAAUACGGAGAUCUCGACGACCACGACGAGUUCGGCAAGAUCAUCAAAGAACGUUCAGACGAACGAGAGGACGUCCAGAAGAAAACCUUCGCAAAGUGGAUCAACAGCCAGCUUUCUAAGGUUGAAGGCCAACAGGUUCGUGAACUGUUUGAAGAUCUGAAAGAUGGAACCAAACUUCUCAGCCUGCUGGAGAUCCUCUGUGGAACUAAAUUGGCUCGCGAGAAGGGUCGUAUGAGAGUACAUUACCUGAAUAACGUCAAUAGAGCACUGCAAGUACUAGACAAGCAUAACGUAAAGUUAGUUAAUAUCAGUAGCAACGAUAUCGUAGACGGGAACCCCAAGCUGACUCUGGGCUUGGUUUGGAGCAUCAUUCUCCACUGGCAAGUAAAGGAUGUUAUGAAAGACGUGAUGGCUGAUCUACAGCAAAGCAACCUGGAGAAAACUCUCCUCGCCUGGUGCAGGCAAACCACUCAGGGGUAUAGAAGUGUAGACAUUGUUAACUUCACCAGUAGCUGGAGGGAUGGAUAUGCCUUUAAUGCACUCAUCCACAAGUACAGGCCAGACCUGUUUGAUUAUAAUAUCCUGUCUAAGAUGGGCACAGAGAAGAGGCUGGAACACGCCUUCAAGGUGGCCAACGAGCACCUCAACAUCGACAGACUCCUCGACCCUGAAGAUGUGAAUGUGGAAAUCCCAGACAAGAAGUCCAUCAUCAUGUACGUGACGCUGUUCUUCCAAGUCUUGCCGCACCAGAAGAUAACCCAGGAGGCCAUGCAGGAGGCCCUGGAGGUGUCUGCUCCGGGCUACGCCGCCAAGCAGAGGGCGCUAAAAACCGUCAGCAACAAGCAGGAGACAGAGGUUCUGGUGGAUGGUACCGUGACCAAAACCUCGACGGUCACCAUCCAACGGAACGAAAGCCAGGUCGUGGUCAAACAGGAAGUAGUGACCACCAAGGUCACACAAGGUCAAGGUCAAACAACCACCAAGGUCAAACAACAGGAAGUGAAACAAGAGGUUCAAGUGAAGCCCGAGGUUCAUCAACUCAAACAAGAAGUUCAACAAGUCAAGCAGACGCAGGGGGCCACCCGUGCGAGCCCCGCUCGCCAGAGAAGCGGAGUGGACCUGGGAGCUUACCAGAAUGCUCUGGAGGAGGUCCUGGCCUGGCUCCUGGCCGCGGAGGAGAAACUGCAGCAUCAGGGAGACAUCUCCGACCUGGUGGAUGAUGUCAAGGACCAGUUUCAUGAACACGAGAGCUUCAUGAUGGAGCUGACAUCCCACCAGAGCCGCGUGGGGAGCGUUCUCCAGGCCGGGAACCAGCUGAUCAUGGAGGGGAAGAUCACGGAGGACGAGGAAAACGAGAUCCGGGAGCAGAUGAGCCUCCUCAACAGCCGCUGGGAGGUGCUCCGCGUCCAGUCCAUGGACAGGCAGUCCAAGUUGCAUGAGGUGCUGAUGAACCUGCAGCAGAAGCAGCUGGACCAGCUCGACGCCUGGCUGUCCGGCACGGAACAGCGUAUCAAGGUCAUGGACACGCAGGGCAUCGGGCCCGACCUUGACCAGGUCCGCAGGCAGGUGGAAGAACACAAGACGCUUCAGGAAGGCUUGGAGACUCAGCAACUGCAGGUGAACUCCCUGACUCAUAUGGUGGUGGUGGUGGAUGAGAACAGUCCUGAGAAUGCCACCCAAGCCCUGGAGGCACAGCUGCAGAACCUGGGGGAGCGGUGGGCCUGGGUGUGUAAGUGGACGGAGGACCGCUGGAUGGUGCUACAGGAGGUGCUGGUGCGAUGGCAGGUGUUCAACCUGGAGCAGAUGGACUUCCACGACUGGCUGACCGACAAGGAAGGGGCUCUGCAGACCAUGCAGCACGCCAACCUCAGCGACCCCAACGUCAUUGUUGCACAGGUCAAGAAACUAAAGAUUUUAGAACAUGAGAUGGAGGCCAAGCAGCCGACCUUCCAGGUGUUGAGCGGGAAGGCUGCGGAGGUUGUGCAGCAUCUGGACCGCUCCUCCUCUGCCGUGGAGGGGAUUCAGGGCAAGAUCGAGGAGUUCACGCAGCGCUGGGAUGCCAUUGUGCAGAAGAUGGAGAACUACAGUAAACUGAUGUCUGCCUCGGCUGCCGUCCCGAAGAAGACGACCACCAUCACCGAGACGGUCACCAAGAUGACUCAGAAACUGACCCAGAAAACACCGCCGCCACCACCUCCUAAGAAAGCAGUGAGCCAGCAGAGAAGGAGGUUUGACAGCGAGAUCGCGACACUUCUUGCCUGGAUCGACGACACAGAGGCCCUGCUGUUGUCGCCCGCCUACACCAACCCAGCUACCUCAAACAGCCUCCAGGCUCAAACCGACAAGUUCAACCAGCUGGACGAGAACAUCAUGUCCUAUCAGGGCCGCGUACAGACCAUCCAGGAGACCGGCGAAACCCUCAUCGAGGAAGAGGAUGACAAGAUUCAGCUGGAGACGCGCCUGAACACGUUCAUGGAGCGCUGGAACGAGAUCUGCGUGCUGAUCAACGACCGGAAGCGAAAGCUUCAGAUGGCGCGACUGUGUAAGCAGUUCUACACGGAGCUGGACGUCCUGAGGGACGUCACCGGGAGGAAGAUGACCUGGCUGCAGGGACAGGACAAGCCCAGCGACGAUGCAGUCAAGAUUAAACAGCAGAUGGAUGAACUACAGGUUGAAGUUACGGACAUGGCAGCGCACACUAAGCAGUCUGUUGAAGUUACUGACAUGGCAGCACACAGUGAGCGUGUAGAGCAGCUGAACAGCCUGGGCUCUCAGCUGGCGGACUCCUCAGACCCGCCCAAGAACCUGCAGCAGGACCUGACUCAGUUCCAGCUGCAGUGGGAGGAACUGGUGGCCAAGAUGGCCGCCAGGGAGAAGGACCUCACCAAAGCUCUUGAGCAGGCCCCUCCUAAACAGUACCUGGAGGCCAUGAAGGCGCUGACACAGUGGAUCGAUAACGUGGAGUCUCUCCUCACCACGGAGAAGUUCUACAUCGCUGACAUCCCCACCAUGAAGGAUCAACAGCAGAAGUUUAAGGAGGUACAGCAGGCCCUGAAGGACCAGCAGAAGAGUCUGGACUUCGUGAACACCACGGGGAAGCAGGUGGUGGAGAGUUCCCCGCCGGACCGGUCCCGCGGCCUGCAGAAGGAGCUGAACGGGCUGAACGAGCGCUGGAGUAACGUCUGCGCCAUGACAGAGGAUCGGCUGGAACACCUGGACAAGGGGGUCGAGCUCCUCACGCAAUUUCAGAAAGAAGGUGAUGGCCUGCGUACCUGGAUGGAUGAGGUGGAUGUGUACAUCCACUCAGAAGAGGCAGCAGUAGGUGACACAGAAACCCUACAGGCUCAGCUAGAACAAAGCAAGUCCCUUCAGAAGGACAUCGCCUCCCUCCAGCACAACAUGAACAACGUGAACGAGGCGGGGAAGAGGCUGGUGCCUGAGGCGCACCCCGACUUCUCCAAGAAACUCAAGCAGGAGCUGAAGGACCUGAACGAACGCUGGGACGCCAUCACCAAGAAGCAAAAGUCUCAGAAGCAGAGUCUUGAGGGAGCGAUGAAGAAGACGAGCUCUUUACAGCUGCAGCUGGAGGCCUUCAGCGAGUGGCUGACUGACAAGGAGAAGGAGGGACUGAAGGAAGACGGGCCUCUGGAGGACCCUGAUGACAUCCAGCCCAGGAUCAAGAAAUAUAAGAAACUAAAAGCAGACCUAGACAAGAAAGAACCCGAUCUGAAGGCCCUGAACACCGUUGGUAACGAGAUGGCGACGAAGACUGGCAGCCCGGGCGGACUCGGCAAUGACCUGCAGGUGGUCAACGAGAGAUGGACUGUGCUGUACAACACCGUGAACAAGCGCUACGAGGUUUCACAGGAGGUGUGGACCCUGUGGCAGCAGUUCCAGGUGUUACUAGAACAGGAGCAAUCCUGGCUGUCCACCCUGGAGACUAAGACCCAACAGACUGAGGCUGUGGGCGGAGAUGCAGAGGAAAUAUCUGAAGCUCUGGAUGCCCUUGAGAACCACGUGCGGAACCACCCGUCAGACAACAGGGACAAGAUCCAGGAGAUCUCCCAGCAGCUGGUGGAGCACAAGGUUCUGGUGGAGCCUGUACAGACGGAGGUCACGACCUUCACCUCACGAUGGGACACUCUGCAGCAACAGGCUAAGCUGCGCCAGACAGCCCUUGAGCAGCGGAUUGCCAGUGCCCAGGACCUGGAGAAGGAUGUGCUUGAGCUGGAGCGCUGGUUCACACGGACAGACAAGCUUCUGCACUCGCGCAUCACCUCGGGCGUCUGCUCCUCCGAUGUGCCUGAGGAGUUUGAGCAACUACAGGACGAGUUUGAUGCUCGAGACGAAGACCUGGAGGAGAUCGGGCGGAAAUGUCAGGCACUGAUGACGGAGGGCAGCACAGAGGCCACCACCAGGAUCAGGCAGCAGUCUGAGAUACUGCAGAAGCGAAUGGUUGAGAUAAAGGCAAAGUUCCGCAAGUACCAGAAGCCGGCAGACUUCGAGCCGAAGAUGGGUCGCGUUCGAGACAUCCUGAACAACGUUGAGAAGGAGCUUGGAGUGCUGGAGCUCAAGCACCAUGAGCCUGAGAUGGUGCAGGGGCAACUCGACAUCUGUAUGGGCCUGUACAAGAUCCUGAGCGAUGUGAAACCUGAGGUGGAGUUUGUGAUAAAGACUGGGCGACAGGUGGUGGAGAAGAGUCAAGUGGACAUCACGGAGGACCUUAACGAGCGGCUUAACGAGCUGAAACUCCAGUAUAACGACCUGGGUGCUCAGGUGGGUAUGCUGCGGGAUCAGCUGGAGGGGAUGGUGACGGAAGGAAAACAGGAUCUUGAGAAGGCCAUGAAGCUGUCUAAGAAGCUAAAGAAGGAGAUGGUGUCCCUUACGGAGUGGCUGGGCACUACCGAGGCCGAGCUCAACAAGAAGGAGGCAGAGGGCGCCAUCCCGGCUAAUGUUGAAGAGGAACUCAAGUGGUGCAAGACCCUUCAGCAAGAGAUGACCAGGAAACAGUCCGUGGUGCUGAUUAUCAAUGAGACAGGGAAGGAGAUGGUGGAACUCGCAGGGCCCGGCACCCUCGGUCCCCUGUAGAUACAUAAACAAACA